UCAACCACAUUUGUGCGGAAUCGGUGAAGAUGAUAUAAAUUUGACGCAAUUUUAUGUAUUCUUCGCUAACAGCUAUUACAAAGUAGGAAAUUUUGUGAAGAGCAUAGAUGUUUGCUUAAAAUUAUUCGCAACGUUAGAUUUAGAAUACCCAGCAGAAUGCAAACAAGUGUGGGAGUUUUUGGUGGAAUAUUUCUUUAAUUUAACACACGAAAACUUGAGCUGUGUCAUCGCUUAUUAGCGAUCUCUCUUAAUUUAAGAAAUAAUAAUCUGUUUUGUCUGUGGUGAAAUAUUUUUCAAUGUGAAAAGUUAUUCACACAUCUGCAAUAUGUUCAUCAUAAAGGUGCUGUAGAUUAUUUCCAAUGCUGUUUUCUAGAGUGUAAACAUAAAUUUGAUGAUUUUAAGUCAUUUCGUCGCCAUAUGAGAAAUGAGGAAAAAAAGCAUGGACAUACAGAUAGUGAAACUGCAUUUAAUAUUUCUAUUGAUUCUGAAAUCAAUUCAAGUCCAAAAAAAAGAAAAAUAGAAAACAGUACUGAAAAACCAACAUCAAAUGUAAACUUAAAUUUGUUAAAAGAAAACUGUUUAAAAUUUACAUUAGAAAAAUAUUCCAGCAACUACUUGCACCGAAAGGAAAUAACGUUACUACAAAAAAAUAUAACAAAUCUUAUAACUUGUCCAAUUAGUGGGGAAUUGGAAAAAAUUGUAAAAAAAAUUAGAGCCAGAUCAUAGCGAAGUUCGUGAGAAUUUAAAUGAGCUAAUAUCGUUUUGUAAGGCACCAUUCGCCAGUUUUUCUUCAGAGCAUUCAUUUGUUAAAACGUUAUUAGAUUCAGAUAUGUACGAAAAACCUUCUGUAAUCCAAAUUGAUAAUUCACUUUCUAACUUGGUUUCAUGUAAUUUCAAAGCAUAAGACGAAUCAAUAGCAGCAUGUGUUUUGUUUCCAAUAAAAUUCCAACUUAAAAAAUAUUUUGAAUUACCGGAAGUGUAUGAAAAAUUUCAAAAUAAUAAAGCUAUUUUAUCAAGAAGUGUCUCACCUAAAAAUUUUAUAAAUGGAUCGCUUUGGAAGCGAAAAUUCCAAAAUUCUGAACGUAUUAUGUUUCCUAUUUUCUUGUAUUUCGACGAUAUAGAAUUAAACAAUCCCUUAAGAUCUCACAAAGAGCCUAUUUUAGCAGCUUAUUAUUCUUUGCCUUCAGCACCUACUUGUUUAAAUCAUAAAUUAAAAUUCAUUUUUCCAGCAGCUUUAUUUAAAUCAAAAGACGUAAAAAAAUUCGGUAAUGAUCGAUGUUUAUACAAAUUAAUUGAAAUAUUUAACGAUUUAGAACAAAAUGGAUUGCAAAUAAAAGUAAAUAACCAAGUUGAAACUAUUUAUUUUGCACUAGAUCCUGUUUUGGGUGACAACUUGGCUCUGAAUUAUAUAUUAGGUUUUUCACGAUCUUUUUCUUCUAACUAUUUUUGUAGAUUCUGUAAAACAUGCAAAACAGAAUGCCAAAAUGAAGCUCAAGAAGUUUCUGACAAGCUACGCAACAAAGAAAAUUAUUAUUCUGACGUUCAAAUUAGUAACGUACAACUAACAGGUGUCAGAGAAAAUUCGAUUUUCAAUAAAUUGCAUAGUUUUCAUGUUAUUGAAAAUUUCGCCGUCGACCUUCUGCAUGAUCUUUUUGAAGGCGUUCUCAAUUAUGAUUUAUGUCACAUAAUAAUGUAUUUUAUUGAAAAUAAGUUUUUUGAUCUAGUCUUUUUAAACUGUCAAAAAGCUAAUUUCGAUUAUGUUUUAACUGAAAAAGGCAAUAAGUCACCGCCACUCAAAGCAGAACACCUAAAGACCUACUUUAAACUUAAAAUGACCGGGAGAGAAAUGAUAUACGUUGAAACCUAA
Molecule: messenger RNA, 1867 nt
Organism: Bactrocera dorsalis (oriental fruit fly)
Lineage: Eukaryota; Metazoa; Arthropoda; Insecta; Diptera; Tephritidae
Exons: 2
Coding region: 1088-1867 (259 amino acids)
Source: RefSeq, a predicted model, not a curated record